Alternaria rosae is the source of this 666-nucleotide messenger RNA. RefSeq lists its product as uncharacterized. The coding region runs from base 61 to 666 and encodes 201 amino acids. Gene Ontology annotation, biological process: protein homooligomerization. The transcript has a single exon. The record is from RefSeq and is a predicted model, not a curated record. Gene Ontology annotation, molecular function: protein binding. NCBI's taxonomy places the organism in Eukaryota, Fungi, Ascomycota, Dothideomycetes, Pleosporales, Pleosporaceae.
GCGUAAAAGCUGACAUCGCCCCCCUCCCCUUCAAUCCGAACCCAUCCAUCUCUUCCCAUCAUGACACACGAUCAGAUCACGCUCGACGUAUCCGGUCGCAAAUUCCGUACGUCCAAAUCAGUUCUUGAGGUCGCGCCUUAUUUCAAGAAUCUACUCGAUCGCUGGGAAGACGGCCCGGACCUCCAGACCGACGGCUCGUACUACGUGGACGCGGAUGCGGAUACAUUCGGACAUCUACUCAGCUUCAUGCGUCGGCCUUCCAGGUUCCCGCUUUACUGGACGAGAAAAGACGGCUUCGACUAUGCUCUCUACGGCCGGGUCGAGGCAGAGGCAGACUACUUCAUGUUGGAGGGGCUACGGGACUGGAUCAAGCAACGCAAAUACCUCAAAGCAAUAUCCGCAGUCUUACGUACUGGCAGUGCUGUAAAAUACGAGAGACUAGACGGCGAUGUAGUUAUCGAGAAACAUGUUGUCAGGAAGGCUGGUUAUCCUCUCUGCCCAUUGGCGUUCCAUCAGGAUGUUGAACGUGAUUGCUGGUGGAGCGAGGACUGCAAAAAAGCAAUGGUAGCCAAUGGAUUGCAAUUGAGUAGUGCAAAAGACGAGCUCCUCGUGGCCGUUACAGAGUUCCACUUCAAUAACGAGAUUCUGGUCAACGACACGCUAUAA